AUGCAAACAGCUGCAUUGAGGCCUCCACACAUCAAUGCUCAGCCAUGUGCUACCCCAGAAUCAUCGCUUCGGAUUGGCGCCCCACUCGACGAACAUGCACCUCUAUGCCAGCUCAAUAACCUGAAUAAUGUUUUGCUGGACACAUCAAAGGUCAAGGAAGAGAUCAUAGGGGAGGCGCCUCCUGCAAAUACACCCGCUCCACAAAAGAAGAAGUCGUCGAUAUUUGGAGGACUUUUCCAAGUGAGGGAACCCACCCCGGUUGUGUCGAGUCAGGUCGCUGGUCAGAUGAUUGCACAUCACGGUUCGAUAAGCCCCAUUAAAGUGUCCAAUAUAAGGCUCGAGAAAAUGCCGGAUCAUAUGCCCAAAGUCAACUCGAAAUGGGAUGGCAUCCCUCAAAGUGUCAAAGACAGGGGAAAGAAGGCCAAGGGCAAGGAAGCAACCAAAUCCUCCAAACAUGAAUCGUUUCUGUUCUCCGGCUCUCGAUCUCGGAGCCCAGACAGGAAAGAAAGAGAUUGUGGGAACUCGGCCAGUCGAAAUUCGAGCUCGACUACAGGUUCCUUUGGAAGUCGAGGCAGAUCUAGUGGAUCACACACCACAUCGGCCCGAACUCGUUUUUAUGCUCAAUCGGUGAAUUCCUCCGGAGAUUUGGCGUCACAACAAAGAACGGAUCGAUCUCGACCUCGAACCGCUUCCAUUCAGUCUCAAUCACUUACUUCCCCAUCAGCGAUUAGUCUCCCAGAAAGUCUUCCAGAAAUGCCACGGAGUCCACCAAGCAUCGUUACGUCUUCGUCUGGUCCAAGCGAGCCCUCGAGAGCGCGCAGCAAUUGCGAAAGCUAUCUACCUAAAUCUAUAGCCACCAGCCGGACAACUGUGGAUCGGUCUGGAUCACUCAAGGUCCCUGCGACACCUAGCAUCGAAUCGGUUCCACCACACUCUGCCUCUCCCGUUGCCACUCCUCAAGAAGCCUCUCCGGUCACUCCUUGUACAUUUGACAGAAAUUUCGAAAGCGACAUGGGGAGAAGCCUUCCUCCUUGCGAGAAUAUUACCCUGGUGUCGUCGGCUCCCAGGGUGUUGGAUCCUCCGACCACUGCAAAGAAGAAAUUGCGAUGUUCCAUCAAUUCAGCAUUUCUCGCAGGGGAAGCGCAGGAAUUGGUGUUACCAGACGAUGAUACGGACCUUCCUAAGUCGGACUUGCCCCUCAGAAACUGGGACUCUGUUCGAAGGGCUCCUGAGGCUUCGUCGUUCUGCGCUUCUCGCGUCCAACAAGAUCUUGAGAAGCGGCCAGAUAGUUCUCGGGCUAGACUUGGUCUCCGUGCAAGCAUGCUUUUUAGGGACGAGAACACUCCUUGGACCAAUCAGGGGAAAGGACCUUCAUCUCUUCCAAGUCCUAACGUUGUUGUCGCAACCAGCCCCCGGACAAUAUCAAGUCCACGGACAAAAUUUCACAAACCUUUUGGUUUAUUUGGCAAGGAGAAGGAUAAAAAUUAG
Molecule: messenger RNA, 1488 nt
Organism: Rhinocladiella mackenziei CBS 650.93
Lineage: Eukaryota; Fungi; Ascomycota; Eurotiomycetes; Chaetothyriales; Herpotrichiellaceae
Exons: 1
Coding region: 1-1488 (495 amino acids)
Source: RefSeq, a predicted model, not a curated record